Molecule: messenger RNA, 2314 nt
Organism: Artibeus jamaicensis (Jamaican fruit-eating bat)
Lineage: Eukaryota; Metazoa; Chordata; Mammalia; Chiroptera; Phyllostomidae
Gene: VPS37B
Product: VPS37B subunit of ESCRT-I
Exons: 4
Coding region: 79-927 (282 amino acids)
Biological process (GO): protein targeting to membrane; protein targeting to vacuole; ubiquitin-dependent protein catabolic process via the multivesicular body sorting pathway
Cellular component (GO): ESCRT I complex
Source: RefSeq, a predicted model, not a curated record
CUUUGAGGGCGGCCCUUCCGGUCGGCGGAGCCUGGCGGCUGGAGCGGCGGCGGCGGUGGUGGCGCCCGAGACGCGGGGAUGGCGGGCGCCGGGGGCGAAGCCCGGUUCGCGGGGCUGUCGCUGGUGCAGCUUAACGACCUGCUGGAGGACGAGGGGCAGCUGGCGGAGAUGGUGCAGAAGAUGGAGGAGACCCAGAACAUUCAGCUGAGCAAAGAGAUGACACUGGCCAGCAACCGGAGCCUGGCGGAGGGGAACCUCCUGUUCCAGCCCCGGCUGGACGCGCUGAAGGCCGGGCUGACCCAGAAGUACCAGGAGCUGCGGGUGCUCUUCGAGGCCUACCAGCUGAAGAAGACCAAAUUAGACAGCCAGCCCAGCAGCGCUUCCCUGGAGACCCUGCUCGCACUCCUUCAGGCGGAAGGAGCCAAGAUUGAGGAGGACACGGAGAACAUGGCGGAGAAGUUUCUCGAUGGGGAGCUUCCUCUGGACGCCUUCAUUGACGUCUACCAGAGCCAGCGGAAACUGGCCCACGUGCGGAGAGUCAAGAUCGAGAAGCUCCAGGAGAUGGUGCUGAGGAGGCCGAGGCUGCCGCCGGCCCCAGCCCCGCUGCUGCUGCCCAGGGCGGCUGAGCCUGCGCCCGCCUCCCCGCUGCCCUGCCCCGCCCCGGAGGCCAGCGGGGCCCCCUCCGUGAUGCCACGGCGCAUCCCGCCCCCAGUGCCUGCAGGACGCUUAGCCACACCCUUCACCGCUGCCAUGGGAUCGGCACAGGCCUCCGCGUACCCAGGACCGCUGUGCCCUCCCCUGCCCCCCCGUGUGGGCCUGCCCCUCCAGCAAGGAUUCUCUGCGCAGUUCGUGUCGCCGUUCCCACCACCACUCCCCCAGAGACCCCCUCCUCGGCUGCCUCACCAGCCAGGCUUCAUCCUGCAGUGAGGGGCUGAGUCCGGCCGGGAGACGCCGCACUCAGGAGGCCAGAACGGCUGGGCGGCGGUGGUGAGGGCCUCGGGGCCCUGGUUCGUGCCCCAGCCUCCGCCUGGCCCCGACCUUGAGCCAGUUUGCAAUCUCCAUGUGGUUUCUGAGUCUUGUGUUGGUGAACUCGUGAACCCGGGAGCCGCACCCCCCCAGAGUCGUGGCCUCCCAUUGCACGGCUCCCCGUUUCUGCUUUGUUUUUAAGACGGUUGCUGCCCCAGCCUGUCACAGCCGGGAAGGUGCUCGUGGAGUCUGUGGGGCCGCCCCUCCCCCAGACCGGGACCUCCUCAAAGCCACAGACAGGGUUUGUGCUUGGCCCACUGCCAUGUCCAGGGCCAGCCCGCGGGCGGGGGGCCGGACUUUGCACAGCAGCUGCGGCCCGGCCCCUCCGGUCUCGCCCGCCUCCGCCAGCCCCAGGGUUUCUACGAAGUAGUGCUCCAAUAUUUUUACAUGUGGGUGAUUUUCCUGUUUUAUAUUGGGAAAGAAAACUUUUUUGACACAAGACCAUUCAGGGAAACUUUAUAAAAACAUUGUUUUGAGCAGCUCUAAACGCAGAUGGCGUGAAUGCAAUUUCUUGUCUCAGAAGCAGUGCGUGGUUCCACCGGCGACCCGCGGGCCCAUGGUGUGUGCCUUAGCUUCGCCUGGUGCCGGGGAGGGGCUGCCCCCGCGCCCCGCAGGCCCCGCCCGCCCCGCCCCAGCGCCUCCGGCUCUGCGUUCAGGGAGGGCUUGGUGCAGGCGGAGGAGCAGCCCACCCCCUGGACCGGGAACCCCUCAGCCACUCUCCCCUGCAGUCACAGUGGGGGCAGGGACCCGGCAGGAGGGAGGUCGCCCCACAGAAGAGGGUGCCAACAAACUAGGCCGCUCCCCCUGCCUCUCUGGGAGCCCGUCUAGGGGUGCCACGCGUGCUGAAUUCAGCCUGGUGCAAGCGAGUUACCACCUGCUGUUGACAGGCUGGUGCUCAGCUGUGGCCACACCCCGGCCCCCUGUGAGGCCACAGUAAAAGCAGAGCUCUUACUAAUAGCCUGUCCUGGUGGGGCCGCCAGCCUCUGUACCCCAUUUCCACCCAGUUCUGCUCCUGGACUUGAACUCUACUGUGUUGUGACGGUUUUGAAAGAAAACAAAGCUGGAAAGGACAACGUACUAGCACGCCAAUCCGGCCUGCCACAUGUCGCGGGUCUCGGGGCAGCGCCGCUCGCCCCGAUACCUCCCGCUGUUCGUCGCAGGGCGCAGCCCGCCGCGCCACUCCGUGCAGACGUGGGGGAGGGGCUGCCCGGUCCUGCCGGCCUCACCGUCUCUGCAGGGCCGAGGCUGUAACAUGUAGGACCCUUUUUAAUAAAUAGAGAAUUAUGAA